AUGGCCUCAAGAGUUGGAACCCAUAUAAAGCGACACCGGAGCCGCCGAGAUUGGACGGAAAUUCCCUAUGACAUUACGGCGUCGAUACUGUCACGGCUUGAUGGAGACACUGAGUCCUUGGCUGCGGCUGAGAUGGUGUGCAAGACGUGGCGUGAAAUCUGUAAAGACCCUAAGCUGUGGCGCACCAUCGACUUCCACAGCAACCGUACGAUCUACAUGUUAGGGCCGCCACGGCGGUUCGAUAUAGUGAAGAUGUGCCGCCACGCCAUACACCGUAGUUCCGGUAGCUUUAUCAAUGUCAACGUGGACUAUUUUUGUAAGGAUGAGCUGCUCAAAUAUAUCACUAACAGUUCAGCUGGAUUUAUUAGACACCUCAGUUUGUUCAAUUGUAACACUAUAACAGAUGAGGCGUUGUGCGAAGCAGCUUUGAGACUCCCACUUUUGGAGGAACUUGACCUUUCAAUGUGCAAAGUCUACAGUAAAUCUCUAGAAGUAGUUGGACGUUGCUGCCCGCUUUUGAAAUCAUUCAAAUUUAACAACCGAAUGGCCAAAUAUAACCAUAGGUGGUAUUACGACCGUUUUGACGACAAGGAUGCAAUUGCUAUAUCAGAAACCAUGCAUGGUUUACGUCUCCUUGCGAUGCAGAAUAAUGAACUGAGUUGCAAUGGCUUGGAGAAAAUUCUUGAUUCUUGUCCUCAACUCCAGAUCCUUGAUUUGCGUAAGUGUCAGAAACUGAAGAAGAUGAGCACAGAGUUGGAAAUAAGAUGUGUUGAAAGAAUUAAGAAGUUGUGGCUCCCGAGCGAUCCUUGUAGUGAAUCGGCCGCGGACUUAAACAUGUUGGGAAAACCAUGUAAUUAA
This is a messenger RNA of Fragaria vesca subsp. vesca, 858 nucleotides long. RefSeq names its product F-box protein SKIP19-like. Gene Ontology annotation, molecular function: protein binding. The transcript is spliced from 2 exons. The record is from RefSeq and is a predicted model, not a curated record. NCBI's taxonomy places the organism in Eukaryota, Viridiplantae, Streptophyta, Magnoliopsida, Rosales, Rosaceae. Bases 1 to 858 code for a protein of 285 amino acids.